Molecule: messenger RNA, 2695 nt
Organism: Hevea brasiliensis (rubber tree)
Lineage: Eukaryota; Viridiplantae; Streptophyta; Magnoliopsida; Malpighiales; Euphorbiaceae
Product: kinesin-like protein KIN-7N
Biological process (GO): microtubule-based movement
Molecular function (GO): ATP binding; microtubule binding; microtubule motor activity
Source: RefSeq, a predicted model, not a curated record
CCGCCAAGAAGGAAGGCAGGUGCGCUCAAAUCAAACAGAGAAGAGAAAUGCAGAUCUGUGUAGCGGUUAGAGUGAGACCACCAGUGGCUGUGUCUCAAGAAAUCUUCAAUGGAAAUUACUGGAGGCUCGAAGAUAAUCACAUUUCUCUUUGCAAGUCUGACGGUACCCAUAUCUCCGGCGUCUCUUAUGCUUUUGAUCAUGUAUUUGAUGAAAGUUGCACAAAUGCUAGAGUUUAUGAGCUUCUUACCAAAGAUAUCAUCCAUUCAGCUGUAGAGGGUUUCAAUGGUACGACAUUUGCUUAUGGGCAGACAAGCAGUGGCAAGACUUUCACCAUGAAUGGUUCUGAAACUGAUCCUGGAAUUAUUCAUCGGGCAGUUAGAGAUAUAUUUAACAAAAUAAAUAUGAUGUAUGACCGGGAGUUUCUGAUUCGGGUUUCCUAUAUGGAAAUAUAUAAUGAAGAAAUUAAUGAUCUUUUAGCAGUGGAGCACCAGAAAUUACAAAUACAUGAGAGUUUGGAGCGUGGUAUAUUUGUUGCAGGGGUCAGGGAGGAAAUUGUGAAUAAUGCUGAACAAGUGCUUGAGCUCAUAGCAGCAGGGGAAGUUCAUCGGCACUUUGGGGAGACAAACAUGAAUGUUCGCAGCAGUAGGUCUCACACAAUAUUCAGAAUGGUUAUUGAAAGCAAAGGGAAGGAUACCAACUCUUUAGCCGAUUAUUCAAGCGGUGAUGCUGUUCGAGUCUCUGUUUUGAACUUGGUAGAUUUAGCUGGAUCAGAAAGGAUUGCUAAAACUGGAGCUGGUGGAGUACGUUUGAAAGAAGGAAAGCACAUAAACAAGAGUUUGGUGGCUCUUGGUAAUGUGAUAAACAAAUUAAGUGAUGGUCCAAAGCAAAGGGGGCAUAUUCCCUAUCGUGAUAGCAAAUUAACUCGUAUACUUCAACCUGCUCUUGGUGGUAAUGCCAAAACUUCAAUUAUAUGUACUAUAGCCCCAGAAGAGGUUCAUAUUGAAGAAACAAAAGGAACUCUCCAGUUUGCUAGCCAAGCCAACCGCAUCACGAAUUGUGCCCAAGUGAAUGAGAUUUUGACUGAUGCAGCCUUACUGAAGCGGCAGAAGUUAGAGAUAGAAGAACUGCGCAGAAAACUGCAGGGAUCUCGGGCUGAAGUUUUGGAGCAAGAGAUCUUAAAAUUGCGAAAUGAAAUGCUGAAGUAUGAACAAGAGCGGGAGAAACUUGAAAUGCAGCUGGAGGAAGAGAGGAAAUCACAUAAGGAGUGUGAUCAAUGCAUCUUGGAGCAGCAGAUGAGAAUUGGCAAUCUCAGCAAUCUAGUCACAUUUCCAGAGUUUGAUAAGAAUGCUGGUCAGGAACAGAAUUCAGGGAGACAAUGUAGCAAGGGAGAAUUCAAUGACAGCAAUAGCUUAUGCCAAGAAGAUGUUUUUAGAACGCCUUUUUUUAAGGCAGCUCCAAAUGCCCUUGUUGCCAAAAGAUCCAAUAAUUCAAGGCUUACUGAUUACAGUCCUCUUCCAGACACUCUUAGCAAUGUAGCUGAUGAAGACACUUGGUUAAAAGUGAACAAAGGUUACAUAGCUGACCUUGAUUCAAUUCAGAUGACCCCUGCAAGAAAAGUUCAAUCCUUUCCAUCAAGUGACAUAAAUGAUGUCUUUUCAAUUGAUAACCACAGAAAUGAAGUAGAGAAUCUUAAAAGACAAUUAGAACUCAUCACUGAAGAGAAGAAUGAACUCAAGAAGAAGCACUCAUAGCAAUUGUUGUUAAAUGAUCAUUUGAUGGAGGAGAUAUCAGAACUGAAAAAAGAAGCAUUGAUAAUUCAAGAGAUUCCUCAAAGGCUGUGCAAAUCUGUAGCCAACUGCAAAAAAAUUUACAAGGAUCUUUUAUUAACAUUGGAGAGUUUUGUACCUGAUGGCAAAUCUUCCACUGCAAAAUUGCUCUCAAGCACAAGUGAAAUUGGCAUAAGACUUUUCUCAAAUCUGGAAUCUCAUUUAUUUAUCAAAAAGGAUGGUCAUGAAUUUUUCCCAAGAAAUGAUUCCCUGGUCCAAGAGCACUGCAAAGUACUUUCUGAGAGCUUAAGAGGCACAAUUACAUCCCUGGUAGCAUCAGAGAAAUUAGCCAUUCAGACUAAAGAAGUUAAGAGCGCAAUAUGUGGCUGCGACGGUAAGGACUCCACUCUGGAAGGAGAAAGUUCUUUAAAGGAGAAACUAAACUAUGAACUUUACAGUAUCAAGGAGAAAUUCAAUGAUUUGGAGAAGAAGCUGGAUCUCAAUAACCAGCUUCUGGAGGUUUAUAGAGAAAAAUAUACUAGCUUGGAAAGAGAUCUUCAGCUUUUGAAAGGGGAAAGGGAUUCCUUGCUUGAAACAAUCUCAGAAUCAUCUCAAAAGCAUGCACUUGUUAGUGAGCAAAAGGAAAAUUUGAAAGAUUUGAACAUUUAAGCACAAAGUAGGAAAGCUCUUGAAGAACAGAUUAAACACUUCAAUGUUGCUUUUGCUAGUAGGCAGAGAUCAUUUACAUCCUUCAAAAGUGAACUUAAAUAAAAAAUUGAGAAAUUGAGAGUCAUGCAAACAGUUUCAGCAUCCAAUUCUCUUGGAUGUUGAAGGCCAUGUAGUUGUUUCUUUAAUGUUAUAUAGGCCUUCCCUUGUUUCAUAUGUUCUGCAUGUUCUUUGUUAUGCAUUUACCUGAAUUCCUCUGAAUG